Molecule: messenger RNA, 1202 nt
Organism: Quercus lobata
Lineage: Eukaryota; Viridiplantae; Streptophyta; Magnoliopsida; Fagales; Fagaceae
Product: (-)-isopiperitenol/(-)-carveol dehydrogenase, mitochondrial-like
Exons: 1
Coding region: 262-1068 (268 amino acids)
Molecular function (GO): oxidoreductase activity
Source: RefSeq, a predicted model, not a curated record
CUCUUCAUCUUACAGUUAUCUCAAGUUCUCAGACAGAGAGAGAGAGAGUGUGUGUGUAGGCCUUUCGGUCCAAUCGCCCAUAUGGAUCAUUUUGUGGGGUUAGAUUCUCUUAAAUAAAGAGGAGAUGCUCUUUCAUUGAAAGUUGUAGUGCUUUGUUACUAUUUGAUUUGUAAUAUAUGGGACCAGAGUAGUUGGCAUAGUAUCACAUAGAAAUUAAAGGUUUUCAUUCACUGCUUCACUCCCCUGAUUGAUACAAACAAAAUGACAGACUCCUCACCAUCAAACAAGAAGCUCCAAGGCAAAGUGGCCAUAAUCACCGGAGGUGCAAGCGGCAUGGGCGAGGCCACGGCGCGCCACUUCGCCACUCACGGCGCAAGAGCCGUCGUUAUCGCCGACGUCCAAGACGAGAAGGGCCGAAACGUCGCCGCAUCUAUCGGUCCCAACAUUUGCACCUAUGUCCACUGCGAUGUCAGCGACGAGGAACAGGUUAAAACGUUAGUAGACGCCACGGUCAACACGUACGGAGGCCUCGACAUCAUGUUCAGCAACGCGGGCAUGGCUCGAGCGACACACGCGUGCGAUCAGAGCGUGUUGGACAUGGAGUUGUCGGCUUACGACAAGCUCAUGGCGGUGAACGCGCGUGGAAUGGUGGCGUGUGUGAAGCACGCCGCGAAGGCGAUGGUUGAAGGGCGCGUGAGGGGGAGUAUUGUUUGCACGACGAGCGUGGCGGCGAGUAUUGGUUGCCCCAAGUACGUCGACUACGUGAUGUCGAAGCAUGCGGUGCUGGGGUUGGUGAGGUCCGCGAGCUUGCAGCUGGGCGCGUAUGGGAUACGCGUGAAUUGUGUUACACCAGGUGCGGUUGGGACGCCACUGCUGAAGGACAUGUUUGGGUGUGAAAAUGAUGAGGAGGCAGAUAAGAUGGUAGAGUCACGUUCCAUCUUGAAAGGUGGGAUGCUGAGACCCAAUAAUGUGGCGGACGCUGUGGUUUUUCUUGCUUCUGGGGAUUCGGAGUUUGUCACUGGGCAUAAUCUGGUGGUGGAUGCUGGGUUUUCUGUCAAAGUUGGCUAAUGAUCCAUUAGAAGCACACUUGUGUGAGUUGUGUCACAAAGAUUUUAGAAUUUUCCAUCUUUUGUCUAUGUGUUGUGCUCGUAAUUAAGUGUUCUAGUGUUGAUUAUCGAAAAUAAUAGAGGUGUUUUGGUAAA